CCUCGAGCAGAAGCAGUGGUUCUGUGUGGGUGUCUGGAAGCAUGAGAAGUGAUAUCUGUACUCGCACACAUUCAGUUUGCUGAUGGACUUACUUAACUGAUAUACACACACGCACAUACACUCAGAAAAACCGGACACACGCACAAUCCUCCUGUUUGUGUGGCAAGAAGUCAACAUGGGGCUUGUGGUGGGGACCUUCUCCAUGCAAACCAAGCAGGUGAAUUAUCGCAAAGACAAGAUAGACGAUGACUUGGAGAUGACCAUGGUGUGUCAUAGGCCAGAGGGCCUCGACCAGUUGGAGGCACAGACCAACUUCAGCAAGCGGGAGCUGCAAGUGCUCUACCGGGGCUUUAAGAAUGAGUGUCCAAGUGGCGUGGUGAACGAGGAAACUUUCAAGCAAAUCUACUCUCAGUUCUUUCCACAUGGAGAUGCCACUACCUACGCACACUACCUGUUUAACGCUUUUGACACGACGCACAAUGGCGCCAUCAAGUUUGAGGACUUUGUGACAGCUCUCUCCAUCCUGCUGAGGGGUUCAGUCAGAGAGAAGCUCCAGUGGACCUUCAACCUGUAUGACAUUAACAGAGAUGGAUACAUCAACAAAGAGGAGAUGACGGAUAUUGUCAGAGCGAUAUAUGAUAUGAUGGGGAAGUAUACCUACCCUGUCCUGAAGACCGACGCGCCCAAACAGCAUGUGGAUGCGUUCUUCCAGAAAAUGGACAAAAACAGAGACGGCGUGGUCACGCUUGAUGAAUUCAUCUUUUCUUGUCAAGAGGAUGAAAACAUCAUGAGGUCUCUACAACUCUUUGAAAAUGUCAUCUAGAUAACAAAGGAGAGAGAGAGAGAGAGAGAUGGUGAACCGGCUCAGAUCGAGAGAGGAGGAGAGAACAAAGGUUGGAAAAGUUGGAGAGGGAGCGGAAUCCCGACACGCGAAAGAACAAAAACAGUACGGCUGAAAGGAAAAGAGAAGAGGGACUUCCUGUCACCAUAGUUUCAACAUGUUGCCAUGAAAACCGUAUGGAGGUGUUCUUGCUGUAACGUUACCGUGGCAACAAACCAUCAUGAUGCUUAGUUAGGGGAUUUGUCUUGACUUCGGCACCAAGAACCCCCUUACCUUUAUUUGACCCUCUGUGAACCUGUACCCUUCUCAUACCCCAUCUCUCCCCGUCUGUUCGUGCUGUUGUUGUUGUUGUUAUUAUUGUUGUUGUUGAUGUAGUUGAUGUUGUUGUUGAAGUUACCGUCUUCUCAGACAGUGCAUCUUUUUCAGCCAUCGUGUAAAUACUGAUCUGAAACACAGCUCAUGUUGAGUCGAGUGCUUUUCCGAAAGAUUUUAACACUGAAACAAAUCUUGAAUCAGGACUGGGAUUCGUAAAAGCAGCUUGGCGUUGCUUUCCACCACGAAAGGUUCUCCGGAACAAAUUAGGUAGGAUCCUUACUUGGAUGAGAAUGAUCCUUUAAGCCUCACGAUCUUUUAUCUACAAAUGAGGAGACGACCUCCUGGGGAGAUAAGUAGAUAGUGUGAGGUAUUCGAGGAUGUAUUGAAUUUGGCACAUGUGCCAUAUAAAACCUGGUGGUUACCGAGGUCAUCCACCAACAGAGGUGGC
Lampris incognitus (smalleye Pacific opah) is the source of this 1604-nucleotide messenger RNA. RefSeq names its product Kv channel-interacting protein 1-like. Gene Ontology annotation, molecular function: transmembrane transporter binding; calcium ion binding; potassium channel regulator activity. NCBI's taxonomy places the organism in Eukaryota, Metazoa, Chordata, Actinopteri, Lampriformes, Lampridae. The transcript is spliced from 8 exons. The coding region runs from base 176 to 823 and encodes 215 amino acids. Gene Ontology annotation, biological process: regulation of potassium ion transmembrane transport. The record is from RefSeq and is a predicted model, not a curated record. Gene Ontology annotation, cellular component: voltage-gated potassium channel complex.